Acanthoscelides obtectus is the source of this 1303-nucleotide messenger RNA. The record is from the annotation of a GenBank genome assembly. NCBI's taxonomy places the organism in Eukaryota, Metazoa, Arthropoda, Insecta, Coleoptera, Chrysomelidae.
AUUAGAUACAAAUGUUGGAUAAUAGGAAUCCACUAUUCCUGGUCUAUUUCUGAAUUUAUCAACAGAAAUAGCAUGUGUUGCCUCGAUAAUUCUCAAUUCAAAUGUGUGCGAGGUAGUAGCAUAUAAAGCGUGCCCCUCGGAUUAGACCUUCUUACUAUUCAAACUCGUCAAGUUAUAACUUCGAGACCUUUGGAAAUAACACUGUAUAGUUCGUUCGGUGAUAUUUGUUGUGUGUCGUCAUGUCUGAAUCGAAACCUGACACCGUUCCCGGUCUUGGAUUUAAGGAUAAGGAAAAAGCGUUGGAAACGUUGAAGAAUCUGGAGGGCAGAGAUCCGGAUUACCAGAAGUUGGCGGUCAAAGGACUGGUCGGAAGGGCUAAGAGGACUCUGACGUUGACAAAGGACAAAGAAAAGCUACAAAACAUCAACGAUGCCAUGGCAGUUUUCGAAGAUUUCCUCAAAAAGUACGAACUGAAAAAUAUGAGCAAAGAAAACAGAUCAUACUUGCCAAUCGCCCAUAUAGACGCCCUGAUACCACUCAAGGAAAAGUUCAAGAUUGUAAGCAAAGAAAUCGACAAUUUUCUCGAAGCUUACAGAAACAAAGCAAAGGGUGACUACAAAAAUCUCAGAACGGUUGCGAGUGGAGAUGAUAAGCCCACAUGGGAUAUAGUAAGGAACACAGAACUGAAGAAACUGCUGAAAGUUAUGGAGGAAGAGAGCCCAGAUCUUUGGAAGGACGAUUUACCUACCAAAGAACACAUGGAGCUCAUACUAUGGGCGUAUAGUCCAGAUGCUACCAAAAUCAAAAAGAACGUUUCAGCUUACGAAAGUAAACUGGGUACGGGUAAAAAAGACGAAGAUGAAGAUAUGGAAGAAGAAGAUGAGAAGGAAGACAAGAAGAAAUCGAAGAAGGACAAAGGCAGCAAAAGAAAAUCAUCUACUAGCGAUAGUGGAUCGGAAGAUGAAGGCUCGCCUAAGAAGAAGAGUAAAGAAUGAAGUUUACCUUAUUUUUUCAUUUCCUAUAACUAAAGUACCUAUAAUAUUUCAGUGAGUGUUCCAUUCAUAACGAGACAUAUAAUAAAGACAUUGGUGUAAAUUUUCAAGUAACUACGUACAAUUUCUAUUUUGCCUUUAUUUUGGCCUGUUCUAUAUUUGGAUAUGUAAUCAUUCUCUGGCAAAAUGUAUUGGCCAACAUACAUACUUUUAAUAUAACUGCAUUUUAAUUGAUCAGUUUGUUUCCUAUUCUUUGUAUAUAUUUUUGUAUUUUCUAAUUGUUGAAAAGUAUUAUUUGUUAAACAAGAAGU